UUUCCAUAAAAAAUGCUGCUAUCCAUCAGAAGACAUUUUGAGAUGAAGAAGAGAGGGGCUCUCCUGGUAGGGAUUUUAGGAGUGGUCUUGGCACUGGUGAUGGGGGAUGUGGAAGGAAGAGUGUUCUUGAAGGAAGAGUAUUCUCAAGUGAAUAUGGAGGAUAUGUGGGUCACCCCGAAGAAGAUCAAAGUAGAGCCCUUGGAAAUUAAGGAAAAUGGAAAGAUUAUAGGAAUCUCAGAGCAAGGCGAAAUUAAAUGUAAUACUGAUGAUAAGCUAAAGAAAUUUGCAAAGCCAAGUUAUACGUGCUGGGGUCUGAAACUAGAAGAGUCUGAUAAAUAUUAUGCAUUGGCCACAGAUCAAUUUGAGUAUUCAUAUUUAGAUAGCCAAGGUGAUCUUUAUGUUGAGUUUGUUGGUGACUUGCCUUUAAAUGCAUCUGGAAAAGGCGUUUCUUAUGGACAAGCUCAAGUUAAGCUACUUGGAGAUGGAUUUGACCCAGAUACCUUUAAUCAGGAUACUCCUUAUUGGCUCAAAUUUGGUCCUAAAAGAAGAGGAACUGAUACAAAAAUUGAGCUUGAAAUAACUUGGAAGGGUAAAAGAGGAACUUGGAAGCUUGAAAAGAGCCCUCCAACAAAUAGACCCGGUUUUCUAUACACACUGGCACUCAAGCAAGACGGUACAUACUCAAUUUAUCUCGAUCACCAGCCAUUUGUUGAAGGAAAAAUUGAAAAAGACUUCGAAUUCUCUGCUAUUGAUGGUCCUGAAAUCAAUGAAAUUAUCGGAGCUGGAUUUGAAACAUACAUGGUCGGCAAUUCUAUCAAUACCGGAUUCUUACUAGUCACUAAUGACUUCCAGGAGACUCAGGAUUAUGGAAAAUACAUCAAGGAGCAUUUAACUUAUAGGAAUAAUCUUUUUAUUGAGAUAGCAAUGUCAAAGCCUAAUGGAGAAGGCUUCAAGAUGCCUCCUAUACCCGAAGAAGAAAUGGAAGACAAGGAGCCUCAAAAAACUCCAGAGAAGGGAAAGAAGAAGGAGCAGAAAAAGAAGAAAGUUUUUUCUAAAGUAAAAGCAGACCCAAAUGCUGGGCAAGAGUCAAAAAAGGAAGAUCUUUAA
This is a messenger RNA of Moneuplotes crassus, 1107 nucleotides long. NCBI's taxonomy places the organism in Eukaryota, Ciliophora, Spirotrichea, Euplotida, Euplotidae. The record is from the annotation of a GenBank genome assembly.